AUGGGAAUCCACUUUAUUGAAGAUGGAAUUUCUUUCCUUAAGGAGAAUACGCCGGUUGAUGAGGCUAGUAUCAGGAUUGUUGUGUGCUCACUUUUGUCGUACCCCUUUGCAGUAAUCUUUAAAAGAUUGCCAGACGUUAACUAUACUUUGAAGAAUUUUUACGUAGUGCUGGUAUCAUCUUUCUAUGUCUUUGGAAUCUUGAACCUCUACAGUGGGAUUCAAACUCUUUUGAUUUCCGCUUUGGGUUGCUACUUCAUUACUAGAUAUGUUCGUACGUCAGCGAUGCCAUGGUUCAACUUUGUCUUUUUGAUGUCCCAUUUAUGUAUUAGUCACUUGCAUACUCAGUUCUUUGUUGAAAUGGACAAUUCCAAGAUUGAUAUCACUGGAGCGCACAUGGUUCUUAUCAUUAAGUUGACUUCCUUUGGUUGGAAUGUCUACGACGGUAGACGACCAAAGGAUCAAUUGACAGAAUUUAACAAAUCAAGAGUGAUCAGAAGGCAUCCGAACAUAUUACCUUACUUGGGGUACGUCUUCUUCUUUGCAUCCGUCUUGACUGGGCCUAGUUUCGAUUAUGCAGAUUAUGAUAAAUUUAUUCACUCCACCAUGUUCGAUGACGUACCUGACUCCAAGAGGCCUGGUCGUACCGUGAAACGUAAGAUUCCAAAGAGUGGAUGGCAGGCAUUCGGUAAAUUUUCCUUAGGAAUUUUCUUUGCUACUUUGUUGAUACUCUUAGGAAAGCAUAUUACAUUAGAUUAUGUAUUUGAUUCCCAAUUCGUGCAGCAACAUUCAUUCUUCUAUAGAAUCUUCUACUUGUGGGCGUUGGGAUUUGUCCACAGAUUGAAGUACUAUACCAUUUGGGAAGUUGCGGAAGGUAGUUGUAUUUUGUGUGGAAUUGGUUAUAACGGGUAUGAUGCAGAAACUAACUCAUUUAGAUGGAAUAGAGUACAAAACAUUGACCCAUGGGCAUUUGAAACUGGUCAGAAUGUCCAUGCAUGCUUGGAAUCAUGGAAUAUGAAUACAAACAAGUGGUUGAAGAAUUAUGUUUACUUGAGAGUCGCCAAGAAGGGAAAGAGACCAGGUUUCAAGAGCACAUUAUUUACAUUCGUGACUAGUGCAUUCUGGCACGGAACUAGACCCGGGUACUACAUGACCUUUGUAAUGGGUGCCUUUUAUCAAACUAUUGGUAGAAUAUACCGUCGGAACUUCAGACCUAUCUUCUUGAAGAGUGAUGGUACUGGGAAGCCAACUAAAAUCAUUUAUGAUAUCAUAUCUUAUUUUGUAACUCAGUUGGCCUUUGGAUAUGCCGUUCAUCCAUUCGUCAUAUUGGACUUCAAGAAAUCCUUGCAGUGUUGGUCUACUGUUUACUAUUAUGGUGCCAUUCUUUCGGGGCUUACAAUGGUCAUAUUCAAAGGUCCCUAUAGUAAGGUUGUCAUAAAUUGGUUAAAGCAAUUCCACCCACCAGCUGUUCAAGCAAAGGAAGAAAAGAUUGGGAAGGUAGAUGAGAGCAAGUACCAAUUGAACUCCAACGAAAAGCAAAAGAUCAAAGAAGUAUUAGUCAAUAGCAUUCCUGGUGAUUCAUUAAACACUUCAGAUGAUAUCCCAACGUUAGGUUUACCACCAAUUGAUGUUUUGGAAGAUAUGAAUAAGGAGGAAUUCGAUCAAGAUAUGAAGGAUCUUGCUGGUGUCUGGAAUUCGUUCAGAUCAAGAAGAAAAUCCAUCAGCGACGACGAUUUCGAAGGACUUAAAGAUGCGUACAAUAGUUUUAAAGAGGAGAUAAAUGAUAUUUUCGCUUCUCAGAGUGAUUCACUUAAAAAUGAGCUUAACAAGAUCAAGGAGAGUAAGAAAAAGGACUAG
Messenger RNA from Dujonia railenensis, 1854 nucleotides. The record is from the annotation of a GenBank genome assembly. Lineage: Eukaryota; Fungi; Ascomycota; Pichiomycetes; Serinales; Debaryomycetaceae.